AAUGUAGGUGAACUGUUUUCAAAAUGGCUGCGUCCACGAAUGACAGUAAAGGAGCGUCUCUCUCCAAAUCCGAGUAUCUGAAACGUUAUUUAUCUGCAGAUGGAGACGCCAAGAAGUCAAGGGAGAAGAAGGCUAAAAAGAAAUGCAUUAAAGCUACAGGAAAAGGGAUGAAGAUAGUAGAUGACGAUGUGGAUUGGAAACAGCUGGCCGGCGAGGAGAAGGGGAACGAAGAGGAGGAGGAAGAGGAGGAGGCGCCAGUGGUUGCUGAGGUGAUAGACGAGCGUCCAGAUGAGAUCAAACGCCUGGAAGCCUUCAGGACCAGCAACAAAUGGAGAGUGAUGGGAGCUGAUGAAGAGGUCCCAGAGGAGGAGGAACAGAGAGUUCGACACGAUUCGCCAGAGCCCCUGUCACUCAGAAAGCAGCGUCAUGAUUCGCCAGAGCCCCUGUCACUCAGAAAGCAGCGUCAUGAUUCGCCAGAGCCCCUGUCACUCAGAAAGCAGCGUCAUGAUUCGCCAGAGCCCCUGUCACUCAGAAAGCAGCGUCAUGAUUCGCCAGAGCCCCUGUCACUCAGAAAGCAGCGUCAUGAUUCGCCAGAGCCCCUGUCACUCAGAAAGCAGCGUCAUGAUUCGCCGGACGUCUCUCCACAUAGGAGGAUUGGACAUGAAUCCCCCGAUGCGUCUCUUCGUAGACUGAAGCCUAGCGUUCCUCCAUCAUCAUCAUCAUCAUCCCAACCCCCCCACAGGACACACAGCAGAGAUUCAUCUCCGUCCAGGAAAAAAGCAAAGUCUUCGUCGUCUGCUCGUGUUGGCCAGCGCUCUUCAGGGUCUGAACAAUCCCCACCCAGGAGGCGGGCUCAGAACGGGCCCGGCUCAGACUCAGACCAAUCACCUCCAAGGAAAAGGACGCAGAUGGGAGGGGCCUCUGAUUCUGACCAAUCACCGCCCAGGAGAAGGCGAAAGGGAGGGCAGAACUGUGAUUCUGACCAAUCGCCCCCUAGGAGGCGAACCCAUGGUGGCAGGGGCUCAGACUCUGACCUCUCCCCCCCUCGUAGGCCUGACCAAUCACAGUCUCGGAGCAUGCUGUCAGGAGCCGCAGCAGGACUGGUAUCAGUGGAGGUUCUAAGAAGAGAACAGGAGGAGAACCGACGCAGAGACAAGAUCAACCAGCCGCUAGAAGAUGCGUCUCGAAAUGCGGAGACUGUGUUCAGAGAUAAGAGUGGGAAGCGGAGAGACAUCGAGACAGAGAGAGAGGAGCAGAGGAGGAAGGCUGGAGAGAAGGCAGAGAAAGACCUGAAAUAUGCCCAGUGGGGGAAAGGGGUGGCCCAGGGCCAGAUGCAGCUGCAGAAUGUUGAGGAUGCGUUGAAGGAAUCCCAGAAGCCUCUAGCACGUUCCUGUGAUGACCAGGACCUGGACAGGAUGUUGAGAGAGCAGGAGAGAGAGGGAGACCCCAUGUUGGCCAUGAUGAGACGCAAAAAGGACAGAGACAGCAAACUACGAGGAGUCAAAGAGAAGCCUCGCUACAAAGGCCCGGCUCCGCCCCCAAACCGCUUCAACAUUCCACCAGGUUACCGUUGGGACGGAGUGGACAGGUCGAAUGGUUUUGAACAGAAGCGAUACACCAGGAUGGCUGAUAAGAAGGCUGUGCAGGAGAUGGCCUACAAGUGGAGUGUGGAAGAUAUGUAGAGGAGAGAUGGAGAGGCGCUUGCUGUUAACAUCUACACCGUGAGACUGCUUCAACAAACCCAGCAGGCUCUACAUUACACACUGUACUGUGUAAAGGAAGUCAACGAUGUGGUUUUUCCUGCUUCAUUAAAUACUGUUUUGUAA
Messenger RNA from Oncorhynchus nerka (sockeye salmon), 1826 nucleotides. It is a transcript of the gene bud13, whose product is annotated as BUD13 homolog. Gene Ontology annotation, biological process: mRNA splicing, via spliceosome. The record is from RefSeq and is a predicted model, not a curated record. Gene Ontology annotation, molecular function: RNA binding. Lineage: Eukaryota; Metazoa; Chordata; Actinopteri; Salmoniformes; Salmonidae. The transcript has 10 exons. Bases 24 to 1682 code for a protein of 552 amino acids. Gene Ontology annotation, cellular component: RES complex; U2-type spliceosomal complex.